Cetraspora pellucida is the source of this 363-nucleotide messenger RNA. Lineage: Eukaryota; Fungi; Glomeromycota; Glomeromycetes; Diversisporales; Gigasporaceae. The record is from the annotation of a GenBank genome assembly.
AUGCAAAAUCCUUUCCCUUCUUCAAACUCGCAAAAUUUAGUCGAAUCUAGCUCUAUAAAUAUGGAUAUACUUACUCAAUUACAAGACUCAAUAGAUAGCAUCCGAGCAAGUCCAAAGACGCAACAGGAACACAUCCAAGAUAUCUGUAAAAAAGCGAAACAAAUAGAAUUGUUGAUUGAUGCUUUACCUGGUAUAAAUCAUUCAGAAGCGGAACAAGUCGAAAUACUUAAAUCGCUAGAUCAGGAAUUAAAAGUUGUUAAUGAAGAAUACAUAAAGGCAGUUCAAGAUGCUGAAUCUUUAUUGAAACAAAUAAAAGAAACUAUUAGAAUCAUAUCUAAAGACCAAAGUAUUGAGAUGGGAUAA